Labrus bergylta (ballan wrasse) is the source of this 2269-nucleotide messenger RNA. Its product is annotated as ras-related protein rab7. Gene Ontology annotation, cellular component: late endosome; lysosome; phagocytic vesicle. Lineage: Eukaryota; Metazoa; Chordata; Actinopteri; Labriformes; Labridae. Gene Ontology annotation, biological process: endosome to lysosome transport; phagosome-lysosome fusion. The record is from RefSeq and is a predicted model, not a curated record. Gene Ontology annotation, molecular function: GTP binding; GTPase activity.
UUUUGGAGGAGGAAGUGAAAGGGGAACAGAGGUUGGGGGUUGCAGAUAUUUAGCUCGCUGGCAGACAACCCUUCAAGGAAAGUACCAAAUUAACAUCCCAAUUGGAAAGGACCUACUUUGUCAUUUCGUGACAUUUCUUUUUUUUAAUAAUUAUUCGCGUAACGACUCACGACACGCCUUUCUACGAAUUCAAAACGACAUUGUUAAAUUAACGGUGUCUUACUCUGUACUGGAGAGCUAGCUCGCUAGCUAGCUAACGCCUAGUCAGCCUCGUACGCUGACUGUCCUGAACAAUAACAGCUCUUUAAGAAGUCGGUGCCCCUGUGUGCUACACGUUCAAGCCGUGGAAAAAUGACAUCUCGGAAGAAAGUGCUCUUGAAAGUCAUCAUCCUGGGAGAUUCCGGUGUCGGGAAAACCUCCCUAAUGAACCAGUAUGUGAACAAGAAGUUUAGUAACCAGUACAAAGCUACAAUAGGAGCAGACUUCCUGACCAAGGAGGUGAUGGUGGAUGACCGGCUUGUUACCAUGCAGAUCUGGGACACCGCUGGCCAGGAGAGGUUCCAGUCUCUGGGUGUCGCGUUCUACCGUGGAGCCGACUGCUGUGUGCUGGUGUUUGAUGUGACUGCACCCAACACCUUCAAGACGCUCGACAGCUGGAGAGACGAGUUUCUGAUCCAGGCCAGCCCUCGUGAUCCUGAGAACUUCCCCUUCGUGGUGCUAGGCAACAAGAUUGACUUGGAGAACAGACAGGUAACCACUAAAAGGGCUCAGGCUUGGUGUCAGAGUAAGAACAACAUCCCUUACUUUGAGACCAGCGCUAAAGAAGCCAUCAAUGUAGAACAGGCAUUCCAGACAAUUGCACGUAACGCUCUCAAACAGGAGACAGAGGUGGAGCUGUAUAAUGAAUUUCCAGAGCCCAUAAAACUGGAUAGGAAUGACAGAGCUAAACCUUCAGCAGAAAGCUGCAGCUGUUGAGGGAAAACUUGGACCAUCUUCUCUCUUGGCUCUCUGAAACACCGGUUACAUCACCUGCACCUUGCUCCCUGGGAAAGUACUUCCCUUCUGGUCUUCCUCCUUCACCCCACUCUUCAUUCCAUCCACAACGCCCCUCACGCAGUAUGCUGCACAUGGAUGUACACGCCCCUCACACAAAAACACAAACUUAGCACACAAAUUAUUACACUAGUGUACUCUAAGAAAAUUCGCUGACAAAUCCCGUUCCCAAAGAUCGCUUGAGAGAAGAAUGACACCCCUUCUGGCCCGACAAUCCCAGACUUGAGAGGGAGUGAUCUUCUGGCCCCGCCCACCCACAUUUCUGACUGUGGCCCCCUGCAUCUCACACUGAAAGGGGAAAAUGGAGCCAUGUUCAAAGAGUGCAAUGGAGAGCGCUAUAGGACUGGCUGAUGCUCUGUAAUGUGAGAUGAUGUUGGCUAAUGUCAGCAUCCCAAGUAUCGUAUUCUCUCUUUCUGCUUUCUCUUUGCUUUCUUUUGCCAAUGUGUCAAAUAAUCAAGUUGAACUAUAUAUAUAAAAAUAUAUUUUAAUUGGCUGAUGUUAUUUGUCAAGUCAAUCUAAAACACUCUCUUGUUUUUUUGCACUUUCUUUUUAUGUUUUUGCCUUUAAAUGUUAUAGAGGGAUGACUGAUUUUGGACAACAUCUGCUAGCAGACGCCUUUUGGUAUUCUUCAAAUUUAACCCCCUACUCGUUUUCCCUGUCAAAUCUCCGCUCAAACACUUUGGUGAUUGUACUGCCUUUUCCCUCAAAGGUUGCGUUAACUGCAGAAGAAAUGUUGACAAAGUAGACAAGCCGAUAACGCAGCCACUGUGUAAAACAAGGUUUAUUCCUCAAUAUAUUAAUAUUUGCCUUUUAUGUAUCAUUAAUUGUACUGCUACUAUUACUGCUGUAAAUGUUCUGUCCGUCAUCAGACAUCUUUCAACGCUGUCAAAUUACAAUAUGUGUCACCAACACAGCAAACACCUGUCUUCUGUCAUGUCUGUUAUAGCUGUUCUCUCUAUCUGCUUGUAGCUCAGGUUGGCUAAGUACUUCAUAUUUUUAACGGAUUGUGCAUUACGGUGUAUAGAUGGUAAAGGUAAAAGGCAGGUGGAUGAAACUGAAAUGGAUGGUCUCGCUUUCCAUUUAAAGAAAAAUCCAACUUUCUGCCCUGGUAUAACUCUUUCUCCUUAUCGAAAAAAAAAAAAAAGAAUCACUGCGAUGCCAAUGAUGUUGUCAAGAAAACUGGGACGUCAAAUAAUUAAACUCUUGAAUAUAUCAA